GUACACCUGAAGGCUGGCUACUCAACAUGCCGCUGUGGUUUUGCGACUGGGAAUCCUGCCGAAAUCCAGCUGUACAACGAGAUGGCGAUUGUUUGUUAUGUCACAAACACUUAUGUCGCAUCCACCUUCGAGAGCCAUGGCAUGAUUGCCCACGCGCAGAGGAAAAUUGGGAGGGUUUCUCCCUUCAGUACGCUGCAGCAGAAAAUCAUGACAUAGAUCAGCUGUGUCGGAAGAUCGAUGUCUCGAAGCUACGUUCCCGCGCGUCGAUGAUUAGAAACGGCAUUCCUUGCACGAUUGACCUAUCAACCAAGCAGCUGUCUGCUAUGAUGGGCAACCAGAAUUGCCACGCCGAGAUCGCCUUCGAAGAUGGCGUCGUAUGGAUUGCCCGUUUUCGUCUCACCAAAACGACGUCUCCACCGCAGGAAGUCCGAGACUUCAUCGUUCGAAGCGAAGCCGCAACGAUGAGCUACCUUUGUGAAAACACUAGCCUACCGGUACCCCGCAUUUACGAUUGGUCCGACGAAUCCAAUCCAGAAAACGACAUUGGGGUCAGCUUUAUUCUCAUGGAAAAACUUGACGGACGGCCUCUCGAUUGGAGGGCAGCGACUCCGGCCCAGAGGGAGAAGAUUCUGCAGCAAAUUGCAGACAUCUAUAUCGAAAUCGAAAAACACCCCUUCGAAUCUAUGGGCUCACUUGUUGCAUCACCACGGAAUCCUCACCACCUAGAGGUACAAGGGCUUGCGCAACACACAACAUACCAAUUGGAAGCUGGCCACGCUCUCGGUCCUUUCUCUACUCCUGCAGACGGUUCCGCCGCCAUCAUCGAGGUAUAUCUCAGCAUGAUAGCCAGCGGGGAACUCAUUGCCUCUCGCCCGAUAGACGCCUAUCUUACGCAUCGUUUCCGCUUAGAUGUUAUCGACCGUCUUUGGACAGGCUCUACAGCAGAGAAUCGAUUUUUCUUGAAGCACCCUGACGACAAGGGCGACCACAUCCUCGUGAACGAUGACUUUGCUAUUGUCGGAAUCAUAGACUGGGAAUGGACAAAGACGGUCUCUCGUGCGGAGGCCUUUUGCUCCCCGUCGAUGAUGUGGCCGAUUUCCAAGUUUUACGCAGGCUCUAACGAGCUAGCCCAGGAUGAACUAAGACUUGCUGAAGUCUUCCGCGAAAGAGGUCGGGAAGAUCUAUCUGAUAACAUUCUGACAGGCAGGAAGGUCCAAAGAUUCUUUUUCGCCAUGGGAUCUGAAAGUCCUUCAGAUAUGUCCAAUUUUACGUCCCUUUUUGCGGGACUUACAGGAGCCUUCGACUAUGAGCACGAAGAGUGGGAGCGGUGGAGAAAAGACGCCCUCAAUAGAUGGAGAGACGACAACCAUCUGCAAAAUUUGGUACAACAAGACCGCGGGAAGGAAGUUUGAUAGUAUAAGUAGGCGAAUCGCCCAGAAUUAAGCACAAGAUGACAGGCAUAUGAUGACUUAAACCAUCGAGGAAUGCAUUUGAUGAUUCGAGAUCACCUGUUGCAUAGACUCGACGGCUAUACAUUCCCGAGUCACCGCGUCGUUCUUUUGGAUUCUCUCCUCAUCAUGCAACCAUGUUAGAUACAUUUACCAGUCCGACAAUUGAUUUGUGAAAUGGAUGUGCAAUUUCCCUCGAAAUCAACUGGACAAUCAGCUCGAUUCUGUGAACCGGAUGGUUUGUCUGUCAUUGAUUGGGUCAGAAAACACCAUGCAGGUCGACGCGCGGCGUAGGAAGAACCCACGUGUAGCACAGAAGCGGCCACCGCUCAAAGCCCAAGCAUCACACCCUUCUUUAGCACAUUUUUCAGCCAUG
This is a messenger RNA of Colletotrichum phormii, 1824 nucleotides long. RefSeq lists its product as uncharacterized. Lineage: Eukaryota; Fungi; Ascomycota; Sordariomycetes; Glomerellales; Glomerellaceae. The coding region runs from base 27 to 1412 and encodes 461 amino acids. The record is from RefSeq and is a predicted model, not a curated record. The transcript has 2 exons.